AUGAACACGUUCUUGUCGUUGUCGCUCCUGGCGACGGCAGCACUUGGCUCGUGCCAAAAUGCUUCUGCCACUGCUGCUGCUACUGCCACGACUGGCGAUCUUCCGACGGUCACUCUCGACUAUAGCACCAUCCAGGCUGUCGGUGGAAACACGACCGUAGGAUACUACAAGUACCAGAACAUUCGCUUCGCCGCCGUGCCUACCGGCGACCUUCGUUGGGCCGCUCCCCAGUGGCCGCCUCAGGAGACCGAAGUCAACACGGGCAGUCUCGCAGAUGCCGAUGUAGCCUGUUCCUCUUCCGAAGACUGCCUCUACCUCGAUGUUUGGGCUCCGGCGGACGCUGUGGGUCGGGAUUUGCCCGUGGUGGUGUGGACGUACGGAGGAGGUUUCACUGGCGGAUCCAAGGCCGAAAACACACCCGAGGGACUGUUCGAUCUCAGCACCGACUUCGUCUUUGUCUCGUACAACUACCGUCUGGGUCUGACCGGCCUCGCCAACGGUCCUACUUACAACCACCAAGGAGGUAUCGCCAACACGGCCAUCUGGGACGUGAGCCACGCCUUUGAGUGGGUUCAAAAGUACAUUAGCAACUUUGGUGGAAAUCCAAGCGACGUGACUGCCAUCGGCUUCUCGGCCGGUGCCUCCCAGGUGUUGUUCCAGAUGACGCGAUUCGCGGGCCGUGCUGAGCAGCUCUUCCACAAAGCCUACGUCAUGUCCCCAGGCUUCGUCCCGGGCGCCGGUCAUCACCAGGCCGAGAUGUUCUGGCAGAACGUGUCUACCGCCGUCGGCUGCACGGGUGGUGAUAUUACCUGCAUGCGCGCCGUGGACUUUGACACCUUGACCGACGCCGCCAGCACGGUCCAGUCCAACUACUCGUACCAGUUCCAGCCGCGCGUGGACGGCCUCAUCAUUGCCGACACGUACGAGGCGCAAUUCUACCAGGGCCGCUUCAACUUUACUGGCCCGGUGGUGGCGACGCACGAGCAGCACGAGGCCAAUGGCCAGGCGUACUCGGGCGUCGACACGGACGACGACGUGGCCGCCGAGCUGCGCCUCUUCUUCCCAGCCGUUGCCGACGACGUUGUCGACCAGCUCCUGGCCUACUACCCCGCCGACGACUACGAGAGUCCCGGCCUGCGCUUCUCGGACAUGAAGCAGCACUUUGACCUGACGGCCCACAACCUGGCGCUCACCAAUGCCAUGAAGAACCAGACCUGGAACGCCAUGGUUGCUCUCGACAGCGCUACUCACGGUACCGAUCAAUCCUACUACUGGUAUAGCACCUAUACUCUGGACACUUCCUCAUCCGACGACAGCACCACCACCACCACCAGCAGCGCCGCCGUCAGCGACGUUGCCACGGCCACAUCAGCCGCGCCCUCGGCAACGGGCACCUCGGCGGGCAACUCGACCUCGGGAGGUCCCGGCGGCAGCAGCAGCGGUGGCAUGGGCGGAGGCAGCUCGAGCGUCAAUGCCACCAUUGCCGUCACCAUGCAAAAGUACCUGCUGUCCUUUAUCCUCAACGGCGACCCCAAUGCGCAGUGGGCCGACGACAAGCUCUACUGGCCUCGCUACAAUGAGUCCGAGGUUGGUACCGAGCUCGUCUUCAACACCACCAUGUACACGCAGGACGACGACCUGGCCAUUGAAAAGGUGGUUUACUGGAACAAGGCUCUCUGGUACUAG
This is a messenger RNA of Pestalotiopsis fici W106-1, 1686 nucleotides long. RefSeq lists its product as uncharacterized. The coding region runs from base 1 to 1686 and encodes 561 amino acids. The record is from RefSeq and is a predicted model, not a curated record. The transcript has 2 exons. NCBI's taxonomy places the organism in Eukaryota, Fungi, Ascomycota, Sordariomycetes, Amphisphaeriales, Sporocadaceae.